AUGGGACCUCCCGUGACCCGGUCUCAGUCAACCGAAUCUAGGGCCGUGGUUGCCCUGACACCAAGACCAGAUUCCGACUGGCCAGCUUCCGCUAACCUGGCUGGAGCGUUAGCCGAUCUAAAUGACAGAGCUACGGUUCGAGGAAGAGACGCCAAGAACCUUCGGUAUGCCACGGUACUGGCCAUAGGAGAAGUUCGGGAGGAAGCCAGGGCGGGGGCAACAAGGCUCGCCCAAACAAUUAACGAGGGCAAUUCGGGCUUGCUUUCGGAUCUUAAUAAUUCGUUCGCUGCUGUAGGUGAGCGCAUUGAUUCUCUACCAUUAGUGGCUACGGUGAACCCGGACGGGCCCCUACCACGCAUAGUCCCCUUUUCUGGAUCUGGAGAAGAUCCACUCCAAUUUUCACUGUGGCUAAGGCGCCUAGAGGAUAUAAUGCGCAUGAGGUCUACCACAUGGACGUCCCAGCAGAAGGCAUUUUUCCUUACGGGAUUCUUGGAUGGUUUAGCAAGGGGAAAGGCUGAGGAACUCACGGACGAUGAGCGUGAGGAGUACUCUUCGGUAGUCGCGCAUCUGAAAAAGUCUUUUGAAGGUCCUCAGCAUCGGUAUAUGGCCCGUCAAGCCCUAUCUUCCUGCCAGCAACAGACGGGAGAAUCAGCAUCCACCUUCGCCAAUAAACUUUUGUUGCUGGUUCGGGCAGCUACCUACGGUCAGGACCCGGCUAGUCAGAAGGAUGGGGUGCUUGAGGAGUUUGUAGCGAGGUUGCGUCCCGACAUUCGCUAUUACGUAAAGCUUGACAACCCGUCAACAUUUGAGCAAGCUGUGGCGAAAGCCCAAAUGGUCGAGCAACUGUUAGCUGAGGCCACUGCCGACCGUCUCAUCAGGCCCUCGCUACCAACCCAAGCGAUAGAGGUAAAGGCGGCGGCACCCCCGCAGCAAAGUUCCAGGAAUUAUGAAAGGCGCAGAAGCCCAUUUAACCGUGGGCAGGCGCACUUUAGUCAACAACCAAGAGGGCGAUUGCCCACGCGUCCUGUGAGGGCGGAAGCAACGACUAAUUGUUUUAACUGUGGAGGUGUUGGUCUUUUUUCUCGCCAGUGCCCGUCUCCUCGAGUUACACGCCGAGCGCCAGGUAAAUCUUCUUUUCGCAGUUUGUCGAACGACGGCAAUUUUUCUCGUUUUUCACCCCGUGAUGGUAUUCCCCCUUCUCGUUAUGAUAGGGAUAGAGAGCUUUCGCAGGCUCGCGAUCAGAUCAGAGCUCUCUCGAUUUCUCUGCAAGAAAACCAGUCUGCAUUGGAAAGAUCUGACGCUAGGGUCAAUGCCCUAGUAAAGCGCAAGAGGAGUUAG
Molecule: messenger RNA, 1338 nt
Organism: Haemonchus placei
Lineage: Eukaryota; Metazoa; Nematoda; Chromadorea; Rhabditida; Trichostrongylidae
Source: the annotation of a GenBank genome assembly